Sinocyclocheilus rhinocerous is the source of this 1918-nucleotide messenger RNA. RefSeq names its product low molecular weight neuronal intermediate filament-like. The record is from RefSeq and is a predicted model, not a curated record. The coding region runs from base 116 to 1723 and encodes 535 amino acids. Lineage: Eukaryota; Metazoa; Chordata; Actinopteri; Cypriniformes; Cyprinidae. Gene Ontology annotation, biological process: intermediate filament organization. Gene Ontology annotation, cellular component: cytoplasm; intermediate filament. Gene Ontology annotation, molecular function: structural constituent of cytoskeleton. The transcript has 4 exons.
GGCUAUAAAAGACGCCUGCGCGCCAUCCCGACUGGCACUCUCUUUCUCUUUCUCUGUCUUCCCACAUCCACACACUUACUUCACUCAUUCGGUCUGUGAUCUCCAGCGUUUCAGCAUGAGCUAUUCCGGCGAUAUGUACACGAGCAGCUCCUACAGGAAGAUUUUUGGAGAUGCGCCGAGGCGCGUCCCGACGGCGAGUUACCGCUCCGGAGCGCAGCAUCAGCAGCAGCAGCAGCAUCAGCACCGCACCUACGGCUCUCCAUCCCCAAUGAUCAUAUCCUCAAGUUACCGGACCAAACGCGGCUUCCAGCCCAUGCCAGACACCGUGGACCUGACGCAGACCACCGCCAUCACCAACGAGCUGAAGAUCAUCCGCACCAACGAGAAGGAGCAGCUGCAGGGCCUAAACGACCGCUUCGUGACGUUCAUCGAGAAGGUGCACUACCUCGAGCAGCACAACAAAGUCCUGGAGGCGGAGGUCGCGCUGCUGCGCCAGCGUCACAGCGAGCCGUCGCGUCUGCACGAUCUCUACGAGCAGGAGAUCCGCGAGCUGCGCGCGCGCGUCGAGGAGCUGACGCACGAGAAGAGCCAGAUGCACCUGGACUGCGUGCAGAUGAACGAGGCUCUGGAGCGCCUCAAGGACAAGCUGGAGGAGGAGAGCCGGCUGAGGGAGGAGGCAGAGAGCAGCCUGAAGGGAUACCGCAAGGACGUGGACGACGCCACGCUGACGCGUCUGGAGCUGGAGAAGAAAGUGGAGUCGCUGCUGGAUGAGAUCGCCUUCCUCAGGAAGGUGCAUGAGGAGGAGCUGCAGGAGCUCCAGGCGUCGCUUCAGUCCACGCAGGUGUCUGUUGAGAUGGACGUCAGUAAGCCUGACCUCGCUGUAGCCCUGAAGGACAUUCGUGUCCAGUACGAGUCUCUCUCCGCCCGGAACCAGCAGCAGGCGGAGGAAUGGUACCGCUCCAAGUUCACUUCUGUGACGGAGGUGGCGGCGCGCAACAACGAUGCUCUGAAGCAGUCCAAGGACGAGCUGUGUGAGUACCGCCGACAGCUGCAGGCCCGCACCCUGGAGAUCGAGGCCCUGAAAGCCCAUAACGAGGCCUUAGAAAGACAGCUGGCGGAGAUGGAGGACCGCCAAAACAACGAGAUCGGCGAGCUGCAGGACACUAUUCAGCAGCUGGAAUCUGCUCUGAGGAGCACCAAAGGUGAGAUGUCCCGUCAUCUGCGUGAAUACCAGGAGCUGCUAAACGUCAAGAUGGCGCUGGACAUCGAGAUCGCAGCCUACAGGAAGCUGCUGGAAGGUGAGGAAUGCCGUCUGAGCUCUGUGGGCGGAGCCUUGCAGCACUCCGCCUACUAUUACACACCGAGCCGCACUUAUGCUCUGAGGAAGGGCGGAGCCAACCCCGAGACUGAAGAAGAGCAGGAAGAGGAAGAAGAGGAGGAGAAGGAAGAAGAGGAGGAGGAGGCCGAGGAAGGAGAAGAACAGGAGGAAGGAGGCGAUGAGGAGGAGGAGGAAGAACAGGAGGAUGAGAAGGAAAAGGAAAAAGUGGAUGAGAAGAAGGAAAAGGAAGAAAAGAAGAGCCCAAAGGAACAGAAAGAGAACGAGAAGGAGAAAGAGAAAGAAAAGGAGAAGGAGAAGAAGAGCGAUAGCAAUAAGGAAGACAGCAAGAGUGAAAAGGGGGACAAUAACAAGGGCGAGAAGGCCUCUGCGCUCAAGAGCAAGUAAAGCUGCGUCCCUCCGACAAAUUCACAUCAACAUCCACUCAUCCUCGCCUCAUUUCACUGGGCACGGCUGAUUUCAUCUGGAUCUCUGCGGGAAAGCAACGAGCCGGUAGUGAAAGCGCUAAAACGGAAGGUUGGCUAGUUUUCUGUACAGCACUCGAGAGAUGAAGAGAGCCUAUGAAGUAGUUCAGCUGAACAU